Messenger RNA from Seminavis robusta, 1592 nucleotides. NCBI's taxonomy places the organism in Eukaryota, Bacillariophyta, Bacillariophyceae, Naviculales, Naviculaceae. The record is from the annotation of a GenBank genome assembly.
CAGCUGCACAACGAAAAACCAGGUAGAAUCUAUGAGUGUACAGCACAGCCACCCUUUGCUCGUACUCGUAGAUAUACACAGGUACCACUGCCAGUUAGUAUAAUCCAUCGCCAUUUGCCGGUCCAGAUAAUGCUGAGGGAUGGACGCAGUGAGAUCCAGGGUGAUUCGCAGGCCUCCGUCUUGGGCGUGCUUGGCUCACAAAUCCUUGGGAACACAGUCAUAGAAGCUCCCCAAAAAAUCACACCAACAUGCCAGCUAGAAGUCUCUCUCCGCGGCGACUGCCCCAAAGAUCUAGGUCCUUCGAUAUGAAGGGACUGCUGCACCGAUCUCUACCGGUAUCAUUCAGUAGCAAGCGAUCUAGUCCCAGCAUCAACGCAAAAGAUGAACAAAAUGUGUUUUGCGCAGAUAUCAUUUCCACAGAUUUUAUCAUUGACAAACUGAAGGAAGUCCGGAACAACGCACAAGUGCUGAAACUUGAAAUUGAAGAUCUCUUGACCAGUCCACAUGGUUCCGUGCUCUCCUUGAUUAAAGCUAUAGCCAUUUCAGGAAGCCGAGACUGGCAAUGGGUACGAUUCGUGGACACGGUUGACCCAUAUGAUUUUGCUAAAUACCAACAACAAAAGAAAGCUAUCAUGCAGGACUAUCAACGAUCCAUUGAUGAUACCUGCAAGUACCAAGGGAUCAUUUCCUUUGAUACCACUUUUCGAAUUGCUCAGGGAACGCCUUCUUCUGUGUUAUUGAACACUCUCCAAAGCCUUGACCAAGACCAAACAGUCACUAAAGUUACGUUCCAAGGCGAUCUCUUCGGGUUGGACGAAGCAAUGUUACCCUCUAUGUUAAAUCAGCGAAUUGAUCCUCUGUCUGGAGAAACUACAGGAGAAGUCAGCAUUGCUGUCAUUGCUGGUUGGACAGUCGCAACUGUUUUGGACUGGAAGAUGAUGUUAAGCGGGUGUAUUCAACAACUCCAGCGACCAAAGAACUCCGGGGAUGUCAUACCUCCCAUGAGGAGAGUGAGGACAGCCGAUGGGCAAUCAGCGCCUCGUAUGCAGAUGCCGAGGCGUCCUCGAUCACUCCGCAGACUAAAGUCAGCUGAAGACAACCCAGCUCCACGACGCUUGCGGCGGACUGGGUCCAUGCAAUUACUAAGGGAAGUUCGAAGGCACGGUGCAGUCGACGUGAGCUCACCCAGCCCCUUGCCAGAACGAAGACCUCGGAGAAGAAGACAGAUGCAUGUGGAACGCCGCGCAAAGAAAGCUACUAGCAAUCACGGGCCUACCAAGAAACCCGAAGGUCUAAUGAAGUCAGAACGCAGCAUGAGCAGCCCUCCACCAGCCACCAAGUCUUUGCCUCGGGAACUUCAGUCCUUUUCGCAGGACACUACUAACUCGUUCCGAGAAGAUCCAGACUACGACUGGGCAGCUGGAAUUUAUCUGAAUAGCCAUGUUUCCAAAGCAGCUUGAUCAAUCAAUCAAUCAAGUUGUUUGCAUAGAAGCAAUAAGAAAGAACUAGGUAUCAAAUGGAAUCAGAGCAUGUAUUCAUACUUUGCAUAGAGCUGUGGGGGACACAUCGCAGGAAAGAUCAACCAGAAUAAC